AUGGACUUCUCAGAGAUUGCCAGAAAGCUUGGUGUCUCCCAGAACAAACCCCUCGUUCGCAAAGCCGCCGAGCUCCGCCGCCUUGCCGACGUCCAAUUCAAUUCCUCCGCCAUCGGCGUUGGGGAGAUUUGCAAGGCUAUAAUAUGUUUGGAAGUUGCUGCAUCUAGGAUGGAUGUCAUUUUUGAUCGUCAAGCUGCGAUAAGGUUGAGUGGGAUGUCAGAGAAGGCUUACAUUAGAUCUUUCAAUUUAAUGCAAAAUGGCAUGGGAGUAAAGAACAAGAUAGAUGUAAGGGAAUUGGCUAUUCAAUUUGGUUGUGUCAGGCUCGUCCCUUUUGUUCACAAGGGCUUAUCUUCGUAUAAGGAGCGGUUCCUUUCUUCCUUGCCUCCAUCUCGUAGGGGAACAGCUGACUUCACUCGGCCUGUAUUUACUGCAGUAGCAUUCUACCUUUCUGCCAAAAAACACAAGUUGAAGGUUGAUAAAAUAAAGUUGAUCGAGAUAUGUGGAACCUCGGAAUCUGAGUUCACAAGUGUGUCUACCUCCAUGAAGGAUCUAUGUUUUGAUGUGUUUGGCACAUCUAAAGAGAAGAAAGAUCCCAGGGAAGUGAAAGGAAACCGAGAAUUGCUGGAUGUAUUGCCAGAAAAGUGGACUGCCGAAGAUGGAGGUUAUUCCUCUGGUGAAGAGCAUUCUGCUCAAAAAAAGCGGAAGCGCAAGGAUAAACAUGACUACGAAGGGUGGAGAUCCGAAGUUCUGGCUUCCAAUAAACUCUCAAAGGCAAAAGCCCCUGCUAAGAGAGCCAAACAAGCCAAGCUAGACUUCUUCAAAAAGUCUCUUCAAACAUAG
Messenger RNA from Oldenlandia corymbosa var. corymbosa, 840 nucleotides. The record is from the annotation of a GenBank genome assembly. Lineage: Eukaryota; Viridiplantae; Streptophyta; Magnoliopsida; Gentianales; Rubiaceae.